Messenger RNA from Artibeus jamaicensis (Jamaican fruit-eating bat), 4234 nucleotides. RefSeq names its product serine/threonine kinase 38 like (gene STK38L). The transcript has 15 exons. Gene Ontology annotation, biological process: intracellular signal transduction; peptidyl-serine phosphorylation. The record is from RefSeq and is a predicted model, not a curated record. Gene Ontology annotation, molecular function: protein serine/threonine kinase activity; ATP binding. NCBI's taxonomy places the organism in Eukaryota, Metazoa, Chordata, Mammalia, Chiroptera, Phyllostomidae. Bases 196 to 1590 code for a protein of 464 amino acids.
CCUCCCCAGGGCGGGGCGAAGGCGGAGCUGGCAGAAGGGAGCGGACGAGCGCCGGGCGGCUGUGGUCCGUGCGGAGGCUGAGCCGGCCGCGGGCGCGACCGGAGGCAGUAAUUGCUAUUCUGCUUUUAUGACUUGGAGAUACUGGCUUCGGUUCUCUAGAUUCUUCAGCAAUCCUGGAGACACAUUUCCGUUGCUAUGGCAAUGACGGCAGGGACUACAGCCACCUUCCCUAUGAGCAACCAUACCCGGGAGAGAGUGACUGUGGCCAAGCUCACGUUGGAGAACUUUUACAGCAACCUAAUUUUACAGCAUGAAGAGAGAGAAACCAGGCAGAAGAAAUUGGAAGUGGCCAUGGAAGAAGAAGGGUUAGCAGAUGAAGAGAAAAAGUUACGCCGAUCACAACAUGCCCGCAAGGAAACUGAGUUCUUACGGCUCAAGAGGACCAGGCUGGGCUUGGACGACUUCGAGUCUCUGAAAGUCAUAGGAAGAGGGGCAUUUGGAGAGGUGCGGCUGGUCCAGAAGAAAGACACAGGCCAUAUCUAUGCAAUGAAGAUACUGAGAAAAGCUGAUAUGCUUGAAAAAGAGCAGGUGGCUCAUAUUCGAGCAGAAAGAGAUAUUUUGGUAGAAGCAGAUGGUGCCUGGGUGGUGAAGAUGUUUUACAGUUUUCAAGAUAAGAGGAACCUUUAUCUUAUCAUGGAGUUUCUCCCUGGAGGUGACAUGAUGACAUUGCUAAUGAAGAAAGAUACCUUGACGGAAGAGGAAACACAGUUCUAUAUUUCAGAGACUGUUCUGGCGAUCGAUGCCAUCCACCAGUUGGGUUUUAUCCAUCGGGAUAUUAAACCAGACAACCUUUUGUUGGACGCCAAGGGUCAUGUAAAAUUAUCUGAUUUUGGAUUAUGCACAGGAUUAAAGAAAGCCCACCGAACUGAGUUUUACAGAAACCUUACACACAACCCACCAAGUGACUUCUCAUUUCAGAACAUGAACUCCAAGAGGAAAGCAGAAACAUGGAAGAAGAAUCGAAGACAACUGGCAUAUUCCACAGUUGGGACACCAGAUUACAUUGCGCCAGAGGUGUUCAUGCAGACUGGUUACAACAAAUUGUGUGACUGGUGGUCUUUGGGAGUGAUUAUGUAUGAAAUGCUAAUAGGGUAUCCGCCUUUCUGCUCUGAGACACCUCAAGAAACAUAUAGAAAAGUGAUGAACUGGAAAGAAACUCUGGUAUUUCCUCCAGAGGUGCCUAUAUCUGAAAAAGCCAAGGAUUUAAUUCUUAGAUUUUGUAUUGAUUCUGAAAACAGAAUUGGAAAUAGUGGAGUAGAAGAAAUAAAAGGUCAUCCCUUUUUUGAAGGUGUAGACUGGGGGCACAUCAGGGAAAGGCCAGCAGCAAUUCCUAUAGAAAUCAAAAGCAUUGAUGACACUUCAAACUUUGAUGACUUUCCUGAAUCUGAUAUUUUACAACCAGUGCCAAACACCACAGAACCGGACUACAAAUCCAAAGACUGGGUUUUCCUCAAUUAUACAUAUAAAAGGUUUGAAGGGUUGACUCAGCGUGGCUCUAUCCCCACCUACAUGAAACCCGGGAAAUUAUGAGUGAAGAUCACAUUCUCCCACAACCAAGAGAACUCAGGUAGCUGCAUCACCAGGCUUGCUUGGCGUAGGUAACAGCGCACUGAAAUACUCCUGAAGAUGGUGGUGCUUAUGCCUACAAGAGGAAAUUCUACAGGAUUAGGAUUUCUAAGACUACUAUAGGAAUUGGUUGGCAGUGCCAGCUGGCUUUUUUUUUAAAUAUUUUAUUAUUUUUGUUAACUUUAUUAUACGAAGGUACUGGAAUAAAAGGAACGUACAUCCCUUUCUAACUGCACUGCCUACAUGCGUGUUAAGGUCCAUUCUGCCUGUGUGUGCUGUGGCUUUGUACUGUAACACCUUUAACCAAUUCAGGAGCAACAUAUCAUUUAAAGCAACAUAGGCUAACCUGUAGGUAACACUGCAGUACUGCUGUUUCACUGCAAAUCUGAUGGGUCUAGAUAAUCAAUAAAAGCCAUCUUCCAUAGUUGGUGUCAGAACACUUGCCCUACUGCUUUGGACAGCUAUAGAUACAUAUGAAGACAAUUUCUAUAAUGGUUUUAAGAAAUUUUAAAAGAAAAUACACUGGUUAUUUAAAAAAUAGGAUUUAUCAUCAUGUUAUAACACAAACUCCACAGUAGGGAGUGACAAGUUUGUAACAAGGAGGAAGUUUAACAUCUUCACUCAAGCACUCCACUAAUAUAUUUACUUUGCAUUCAGAAACACUGAUGACCUUUAUAUACUUAGUCUGUGUACUCAUAGGGGAGAUGUACUAUAUUAUAUAAAAUGUAAAGUUGCUUUUCUUGUGACAAGAGGACUUCUUUUUUAACAAGAGGACAUGGCAUUAUUUUAAUUUGAUUAUGGUGAGUUGAAUAUAAGAAAUGACCAUGAAGGCUGCUUGUAGAACCUAGUGUAUUUUUAUUAAACUAUUUUUUUAAAUGUCAAACUUCUGAUCAUGUAAAUGGACUUGUAGAGUACAAAGAGCUAUUUACUUUGGUCUUCUAGAAAGUUGUUACAUAUCAUGGCUGGUUAACUUUUAUUUUUUUUAAUGAAAAAUUUUCCUUUGAUAGUACUUGUAUGAUUGUGCCAUUAUUUUCUUAUACUCCAAAUGUACCAAAGAUCCUGAACAGAGUGGAUGUUCACAGCGAAGUGGAAUUUUGCUUUCUUGUGGGAAUACCAUAAUCAGACAUGGUAGACCUUUGAUGUAAAUCAGCUUACUGAAGGGCAGUGUCAUUCACGUGUGGCUACAUUACUGUGGAGACCGGGAACGGCGUUGAGGAGGUAGAUGGAGGCGGAGGUGUUGUGAUUAGAUGAUGGUGUCAGCAUCAAUUUCUUUGGCUAUUUCCCUAAGAAUUAAAUCUUUCUAGCUCAACAUUUUAAUUCUAAAAUGACUCUCUGCAGUAUUACUUUCGUAAAUACUAGUUAAGGAAUAAUACUUUAUCAAAGAAUGGCCUAAUGUUUGUCUGAACUGUUGAUUGAAUUUUUUAAAAGAUACAACAAAUAUAACCAUUAUAAAUGAUCUGUGAGCAAAAUCGAAAAUGAUGAUUUAUCUUUAGGGAUAUUUUCCCUAAUUGGGAAGAAUUCCAUAGGAUCAUUAUGCAAAUCUACAAAAGGUGUUACAAACGUUGCUGCUAGGUCGUUCCACAAUGUUUCAAUGAGGCCGUUCUGGGGACUCCCCCACCAAAUUCACUCCCUUCUCUUCUUCCCUCCUUCCUCCCUUUCAUUCGUAUAUUCUAAUAUUAGUUUAAUACUUAUUAUGUGUUCCUCUAAUAGUUCAUCUCCACUUUCUUGUUCAGAUCACGUGGCCAAGUAGAAGAACUGUUAAAAUUCUGGGGUUAUCUCAAUUUUACUCACUCAGUUUUUCUAAUCAUAACUGCUGCUAAUUUGAAAAGAAAUCUUUAACUUCUGCUGAACUUUAGGAGAUUUUUCUCACCACACCUCGCUGCCACCCCCCUUCCUUGUUAAAGGACUGUUUUGCUAGUGUUACAGUGAAUGAGUAAUAUCUGAGGAAAUGGCAACAUUCCCUAGUUCUUAUAUGGUAACUGUUUCGGUACAGAAAACUAUCAUCAGUCCAAGUCGAGAGAGAGAUAAAGGAACUGACUUGUCUAAAUUUACUUUUUAACUGAAUAAGAAAUUGAGCAUUUUAGUUUUCUUCUCCCUCCUUUUUGUUAACACGUGGAACUUGGAAAUAGCUCUGUGACUUCUGGCCGUGAAAGGCAGUGGCGGAAGCUUACUGUGUUUAGGGUCUCACUUCCCAGGAGUUAACAGAGUGAUUCACAGUGUCUGGGUUUCCUCCUUAUCAAAAGCAUUUCUUAAGUGCCUAUCUAAAAGCAAUUAAAGACUGUGUCAGCCCUUUGGAAGCUAAGAAUUUGAUUCAUGAUGCAAGCUAGCUAGCAAAUUUGUGAAGUACCCUUGAGAUUGAAUCUUCUCUAUUGUACAUUUUCCAUAUUUCAGGUGAACCAUUUAAUUUAAAUGACAAAACUCUUAUCUACUCAACUGGGCAUAAUGACAUUUUCUUUAAAUUAGACUCUAUUUUGAAUUAAAGAGUUUUAUUAUAAACUGUGUGUUUUUGGUUUUUCUAAGUAUAUAGAAAGCUUGUAUAAUUCAGAUUUAUUGAUUUCCUGAUUUAAUGUAGACCUUGACUUUUUUAUUAAAAAAACUUUGUAUUAAA